This is a messenger RNA of Miniopterus natalensis, 4039 nucleotides long. It is a transcript of the gene GTF3C3, whose product is annotated as general transcription factor IIIC subunit 3. Gene Ontology annotation, biological process: transcription by RNA polymerase III. The record is from RefSeq and is a predicted model, not a curated record. Gene Ontology annotation, cellular component: transcription factor TFIIIC complex. Gene Ontology annotation, molecular function: protein binding. NCBI's taxonomy places the organism in Eukaryota, Metazoa, Chordata, Mammalia, Chiroptera, Miniopteridae.
CGGGUCCCGCUGUCGGCGUUCCGGCGCGGGGUUGAGUCUGGGAGGCGUUGCCUCUCGUUUUCUCUGCGGACUCUUUAUAGCUGGACCUUGCAGAUAUGUCGGGGUUCAGCCCAGAAUUAAUCGACUACCUGGAAGGGAAGAUCUCCUUUGAGGAGUUCGAAAGGCGGAGAGAAGAGAGGAAAACCCGCGAGAAGAAAAAUCUUCAAGAAAAAGGAAAGCCAUCAGCUGAGGAAAACCCAAAUGACUCUGAAGUUCCAUCAUCGUCAGGAAUUGGCUCUACCAAAUCCCAGGACAAAGAUGCCAAUGAAGGAGAAACAUCAGAUGGAGUUAGUAAGUCGGUUCACAAGGUCUUUGCUUUUAUGCUGGGAGAGAAUGAAGAGGAGGAGGAGGAGGAAGAGGAGGAGGAGGAGGAGGAGGAGGAGGAGGCGUCUGAGCAGCCCACCGCAGGCGAUGUGUUUGUGCUGGAGAUGGUUCUCAAUCGGGAGACCAAGAAAAUGAUGAAAGAGAAAAGGCCUCGGAGUAAACUUCCCAGAGCUCUGAGAGGUCUCAUGGGCGAAGCCAACAUUCGCUUUGCUCGAGGAGAACAUGAAGAGGCGAUUUUGAUGUGCAUGGAAAUCAUAAGACAAGCUCCCCUGGCUUAUGAGCCAUUCUCUACUCUUGCCAUGAUAUAUGAGGACCAAGGUGACAUGGAGAAAUCACUGCAGUUUGAGUUAAUUGCUGCACAUUUAAACCCUAGUGACACUGAAGAAUGGGUUAGAUUGGCAGAAAUGUCUCUGGAACAAGACAAUAUUAAGCAGGCUAUUUUUUGCUACACAAAAGCUCUUAAAUAUGAACCUACUAAUGUUCGCUACCUAUGGGAACGAUCAAGCCUUUAUGAACAGAUGGGAGAUCAUAAAAUGGCAAUGGAUGGUUAUAGGCGUAUUUUAAACCUUUUGUCUCCGUCUGAUGGAGACCGAUUUAUGCAGUUGGCUAGAGAUAUGGCAAAGAGUUACUAUGAAGCCAAUGAUGUAACUUCAGCUAUUAACAUAAUUGAAGAAGCUUUCUCAAAACACCAGGGCCUAGUCUCCAUGGAAGAUGUUAAUAUAGCAGCUGAACUGUACAUUUCUAACAAACAAUACGACAAAGCUUUGGAGGUAAUUAUGGAUUUUUCUGGAGUCAUGCUAGAAAAGAAAACCACAGAAGAAGGCACUUCAGAGGAGAAUAAAGCUGGUGAGAGUGUUACCUGCACUAUACCUGAUGGCGUGCCAAUAGAUAUCACGGUGAAGCUGAUGGUCUGCCUCGUUCAUCUCAACAUCCUCGAACCACUUAAUCCUCUCUUGACGACACUAGUGGAGCAGAACCCUGAGGAUAUGGGAGACCUCUACCUAGACGUGGCCGAAGCUUUCCUGGAUGUUGGUGAAUAUGGCUCUGCGCUUCCUCUCCUCAGCGCUCUAGUCUGCUCCGAAAGAUAUAACCUCGCAGUCGUUUGGCUUCGGCAUGCAGAAUGCCUAAAGGCCUUGGGCUAUAUGGAGCGUGCUGCCGAAAGCUAUGGCAAAGUGGUUGAUCUGGCCCCCCUCCAUCUGGAUGCAAGAAUUUCACUGUCCACCCUGCAGCAGCAACUGGGCCGUCCUGAGAAAGCUCUGGAAGCUCUGGAACCAAUGUAUGAUCCAGAUACUUUAGCGCAAGAUGCAAACGCUGCGCAGCAGGAACUGAAGUUACUGCUUCAUCGUUCUACUCUAUUGUUUUCACAAGGCAAAAUGUAUGGUUAUGUGGAUACCCUGCUUACCAUGUUAGCCAUGCUUUUAAAGGUAGCAAUGAAUAGAGCCCAAGUCUGUCUGAUAUCCAGUUCCAAAUCUGGAGAGAGGCACCUCUACCUUAUUAAAGUGUCAAGAGACAAAAUAUCAGACAACAACGACCAGGAGACCUCAAAUUGUGAUACAAAAGCAAUAUUUGCUGUACUCACGAGUGUCAUGACAAAAGAUGAGUGGUGGAACCUUCUGUUGAAAGCCAUAUACUCCUUAUGUGACCUGUCCCGAUUUCAGGAGGCUGAGUUACUUGUGGAUUCUGCAUUGGAAUAUUGUCCAUUUUAUGAUGACAGACAAAAACGCAAAGAACUAGAAUAUUUUGGUCUCUCUGCUGCAAUUCUGGACAAAAAUUUCAGAAAGGCAUACAACUAUAUCAGGAUAAUGGUAAUGGAGAAUGUCAAUAAACCCCACCUCUGGAACAUGUUCAAUCAAGUUACCAUGCACUCUCAGGAUGUGCGACAUCAUCGCUUCUGUCUCCGCUUAAUGCUGAAAAACCCAGAUAACCAUGCCCUGUGUGUCUUAAACGGGCACAAUGCAUUCGUAUCUGGCAGUUUUAAACAUGCCCUUGGCCAGUAUGUGCAAGCCUUUCGCACCCAUCCCCACGAGCCUCUCUAUAGCCUCUGUAUAGGCCUCACCUUUAUUCACAUGGCAUCGCAGAAGUACGUGUUAAGGCGACAUGCUCUUAUUGUGCAGGGCUUUUCCUUUCUUAAUAGAUACCUCAGUCUACGUGGGCCUUGCCAGGAAUCGUUCUACAAUUUAGGUCGUGGCCUUCACCAACUGGGCCUGAGUCACCUUGCAAUCCAUUAUUAUCAGAAGGCCCUGGAGCUCCCUCCACUGGUGGUAGAGGGUAUAGAAGUUGACCAGGUAGACUUACGAAGAGAUAUUGCGUACAACUUGUCUCUCAUUUAUCAGAGCAGUGGGAAUAUUAGAAUGGCCCAGAAGCUUCUGUAUACCUACUGUUCUGUGUGAGGCACCUCAGCCGGGAAAGGGGUAUUGGUAGCUGCUGUGCGCGGAUCUGUAUUUUCUGUCUCAAGGCUUUUUAUUAACCCCAAGAUAGUAAUGAUAAUUUUAGAAUUAUUUAACAUGUGUUUUGUAUUAACAUAUCAUAAUGAUCUUUUGGUAGAUAUGUAAAAAUGAUCAUUUCUAAAAGAAUUUGUAUAUUAUUCUGUCAUUUUCCUUUAGCAUUUUUUUAGUACAAUUGUCCCCAAAGCUGAAAUGGACUGAAGUAACCUUUGAGUUGCCUUGGAAUUGAAAACACUAACUUUUCACUCAUACUGUUUAUUCAGCUGUGCAUGUGUUAAACACCUUCUCUCUACCAGGCACUGUGACAGGUGCUUGGAAUACAGAGUGAGACAGAUGUGACCCUCAAUACAAUUCCUUAAACACAGAACUUGAGCAUGUUUAUUUGAAAGAAAUGUUUGUUACAUUUCUACAUACGUUGUCAUUGUCAGUCAUUCAUUUCUUAGUGCCCUGUUACUAUGGCAAAAGAGGUUGCUUAUUAAAGGAAAGACAAAUUGGGAAUUUUUCUGAUGUCAACACAAUUAUGUAAUUCACUUAUCUGUAACAAAAUUAUUUAAAAUGGUUAAGUGGUAGGAAGACAGAUAAUUGAGUUAAUUUUUUCUUUUCAUCUGUGUCUAUCUUAGCUACAUAGACUGAGACCUGGGAGGCUGGGCUUAAUUCAGAACAUUGUGUUCCGAGGCAAAUUAAAAAAAUGCAUUACUAGUGUUUGACAGUAGCUUUCUGACAAAAAAAAAAAAGAAAAAGAAAUGAGAGAACGAUGUUCAUUAAUGGAACCUGGUUUUCAUUUCAAGAUUACUCGGGAUGUAGGAAGGCUGGUAAUUGUAUAUGUGGAAUAAAGUGUUGUUGAUAAAGUAAAAAAAGAAAUAGAUGAAAACCUUUAUCUUAUCUCAAGUAUUGUAUGUUCUUGAAUCUAAGAUAAUAAUGCCUGUUAGAUAUACUAUUGGUUUAAAACAGCAUUUCAGAGUUUCUUUUUAGGGGAAAGUAAAUGCUGUAAAUAUGCAUGUGGAUUGUAAAACCUAGUCCAAUUGUGGGAGGAAAUAAGUAUGAGACAGGAUCAAAAAAAUACAGUGGGGGCUUUUUAGGGAUUCUUACCACUGUUUACACUGUGUACAUAACUUUGUGGUUGAGAAGCAGGAUUUGUAUGUAAUAAGUAAAUUUAUUGUCCCUCUGGCUAUAUGUGUGUAUGUAUAUGUAUAUAUAAUUUAAAUAAAGUUUAUUUUUAUAAUUAAAGUGAA